This is a messenger RNA of Arabidopsis arenosa, 1966 nucleotides long. The record is from the annotation of a GenBank genome assembly. NCBI's taxonomy places the organism in Eukaryota, Viridiplantae, Streptophyta, Magnoliopsida, Brassicales, Brassicaceae.
UGAAAAAGAUAAAUUAGAGAUUGUGUUUAAUCAAAUGAAGAAUCCGAACCUUUUCGCCCGUUUUACGUGGAUCUUCAGAACAAGAGCCGAAGAAAUUGCAAUGGCGGAAUCUUUGAAUCUUCAGUUGAAAGCGAGAGAUAUUCUUGUGAGUCAAAGCCACGAAGAAUUAGCGAUGAUCGUCGAUCAUCUCUUUAUGCGUCAAGAAUACAAAACAGCUCGUGUUCUCUACGAUUUAUGCGUUUCUUGUAACCCAGGUUGCUUAGCCCUAAAGCUUCUUAAGCUCUAUCAAUCUUCUUCCAAUGGCGUCACCAGAUUCCGAUCAAUCUAUCUACUUUCUGAAACCCUCACCGAUUUCAGAAACCGCAACUUUGAACUCUCUCGCGACUCUCUCUAUGAAAUCAAACCCCUUUUGAUUUCAUGCUUGACAAAUCAAGAAACCAAAGAAUCUGACAUCAAGAUCCUCAAAAAAAUCGUUUAUUUUGUAGCUUAUAAUGUUGUGUUGUUGCAUGAUGGCAAAUGGGACGAGCUUGGUGAUUGUAUCUUAACGUUAGCGAAUAGCAAAGAACCUGUUAAGGCUUUUCAUGUCUUCAUCGAUUUGCCACCAGUCUACAAGAGUUUGAUUGAUAAGUUUAUGCACAAAAUUUUAGAGGAAGCUAGUAAUGUCGUUCUUGAUCCUUAUAGAGUUGGAGAUUGGAGCUUGGCUUUACAAACUUUUGUUAAAAUGUGGAUUCAGCUAUUGAGUACAGGGAUGAGAUUCGAGUUAUUAAAGGCGUUAAUGGAGAUUCGGGUUUCCUCUGUUGUGAAUUCAGUGAUUGAGUUAGUGAAUAAGGAAAAGGAAGAGUUUUUGGUUCAAGGGCUUGAAGAUUUCGAGAGGUUCUUCUCACGAGAUAUGAAUCUUUAUCAUUACGCUAAAGAUCAAUGCUAUUUUGUGUCGGCUUUAGUGAUCAAGAUCGAAGGAGUCGGGACACAUUUGACCAAGGAGAUUGUGAGGAAGAUCAAAAUGUUGGUUACAGAACUGGACAAUCCUGCCAUUAAACCACAGGAUGAUCUUAAGAAUUGUAGAGAAGAGUUUGAUCGUGGCUGGUAUGACCAUUUGAAGAGUUUAUCUUCAUUGGAAGUGUUAAAGAUCUUCGCGUCUACGGAACUUGAAGAUAGGUCUAGAGAGAUAGCAAUCAGAAGGGUCAAUGCCUUACUAUCUGAUCACAUUUCAAAGAAGGUGAAUAUAGACAUUGCAGAGAUGAGAGAACUCCAACCAUUGCUCAUGUCUUGCUUAAAGGAAGAAGGAAUCUCUUACAGUAUGUUUAAAGUCCUAGGUCAGGUGGUGAACUAUGUUGCUUAUGAGAUGUUGGUCUACCAAGAUGAGACAUGCUAUGAGCUACGCGAUUAUAUUGCAUCGAGUAAAACAGAGUUUCGGAGAGCGGUUUAUAUCUUCCAGUGUUUAACGAUGGCGCUUGUUGAUGAUGAUUUUGUGAUUCCUGUGAUGGAGAAACUUUUCCCAGAGAUAAUCACAAGGCUAGACCCACCAACAGAGUUGUUGGUAGAUAACAGUUGCUGGGUCAUGGUGUUUAGUGGUGCUUUCUGUGCAGCAAUUCACUUGAUAGAGGACCCAGGUUACGCUAAAUCCGUUAAAGAGAUUGCACAUAAGAUGAUAGAUUCUAUAAAAGAGCUUGUGGGAAGAGAAAUGGAAGUUGGGCUUGUUAGGAGAGCUUUCAGAGAUGUGGAGAGUAUUGUGAAGAAACAAUUGGAAUGGUACAGUACAAGCCAAUACAAAUUCGUUAAGGGUCUGCUUUGGAGACUCUAUGCAAUCAAAGGCAUGAAAUGGGAAAGUAAGAUUGUGUUGUGGAGAAUCAAUGUGAUUGUCGAGAGAGGAGUGAAAGAAGUGGAGAAACAGCUACCAGAGACUGAGUUUGAUUGGCUGAAUCUUACUGAUGAUGAGUUUGAAUAGAAAAAAAAUAGUUUUUGGUGU